This is a messenger RNA of Ascochyta rabiei, 1002 nucleotides long. RefSeq names its product N-terminal methionine N(alpha)-acetyltransferase NatE. Lineage: Eukaryota; Fungi; Ascomycota; Dothideomycetes; Pleosporales; Didymellaceae. The coding region runs from base 1 to 1002 and encodes 333 amino acids. Gene Ontology annotation, molecular function: acyltransferase activity, transferring groups other than amino-acyl groups. Gene Ontology annotation, biological process: mitotic sister chromatid cohesion. The record is from RefSeq and is a predicted model, not a curated record. Gene Ontology annotation, cellular component: NatA complex. The transcript has a single exon.
AUGCUACAGUCCUCCUUGUCAGGAUGGCUGAAGAAGCCAGCAGCGAGCAAGGACAACGUCCAGCCACCACCACCGCCUCCACCAGCCUCAGCCGUACCAAAGCGGCCUCCACCACCCCCGAAAUCCAUCUCCGCACCACCCCGCAUGCCUGUGAAUCGCGCACCAUCCAGCACCACGCCCAUGCCCAAGACAACAGACCAGUGGAACGACAUACCAGAAGACUUCUUGUCGGCGCCAUCGUCACGGCCGCGGUCGAAGAAGAGUCCGCGACCGUCCGCGACAGGUACACCAGCGAACAUGUCGAGAGUGCCUACGCCUACAGCACUUUCAAGCGAAACACCUUCCACCACCACUGAGACAACCUCGACAGCUGUGUCAUCACCUCCAGCACCGACUCCCCAUGCCUCGCUACCAUCGCUGUUCUCUCUGCGACCACUGCCACCAAAUGUCGAGCUCGCGCCGCUCACAGACGAGCAUCUCGAUGCGUUCAAACGCCUAAACGCCCUCACACUGCCCAUACCCUAUCCCGAGAGCUUCUACAAAGAGACCAUGACGGAACCGCACCACAGUAUAACUCUGAUGGCCCUGUGGCACUCGGCGUCCGAGGAAGACACGGAAGAAGAGAAGGAGAAAGCAAAGCCGCGCCUCAUAGGCGCCAUCCGGUGCCGUCUGCUCCCUUCCUCGCAGCUGUACAUCAGCACCAUCGGCAUGUUGUCGCCCUACCGCACACACGGUAUCGCCAUGCACCUGCUUCAGGCAGUCGUCAAGAAGGCCGUGGCAGAGCACGGGGUGAGGUGCGUGACGGCGCACGUGUGGGAAGCGAACGAGGAGGGGCUGGAAUGGUACCAGAAGAGGAAGUUCGAGAUACUGGGCAAGGAAGAGGCGUACUACAGGAAGCUGAAGCCACAGGGCGCGUUUCUCGUCAGGAAAUGGAUCGGUGUCGGGGAUCUGUUGGGGAACGGAGAGAAGGAGAAGGAGAAGGAAAGCAACGGUCACUCGUAG